This is a messenger RNA of Danio aesculapii, 2368 nucleotides long. RefSeq lists its product as uncharacterized. Gene Ontology annotation, cellular component: nucleoplasm; cytosol. NCBI's taxonomy places the organism in Eukaryota, Metazoa, Chordata, Actinopteri, Cypriniformes, Danionidae. The transcript has 16 exons. Gene Ontology annotation, molecular function: protein binding; cytoskeletal adaptor activity. The coding region runs from base 291 to 2111 and encodes 606 amino acids. The record is from RefSeq and is a predicted model, not a curated record. Gene Ontology annotation, biological process: positive regulation of actin filament polymerization; actin crosslink formation; plasma membrane organization.
AGAGGAGAAGAAGACAUUGUCCAGCAGAGACAGACAACGAGCUGCCCGAGCUCCACAGACCCGCAGCAAAUGGACAUUCCGCGGCCGGAGAGGAUGAGAGUUUGACGCGGUCAUGAAGGAGCGUGAAUGAAGAACAAUGAGCAUCGAGUGCUGACCUGGAAACAAAAGUCGGAGAAAGAAAAGUGAAAAACACAACAGACAAAGCGCCGAGGACACGAUGAACAUUGACAAGUUGCGUCUGCUGUGAUUCCUGAAGUCUGAAAGCAAGGUGAAGCUGGAGAGAAAUCACAAUGUCACGCUCAGAUGAGGUCAACAAGAUGACAGAAAAUGUCUACAAGGGCAUUCUGGACCAGUUCAACCCCAGUCUGAAGAAUUUCGUCACUAUGGGGAAACACUAUGAAAAGGCUCUGACUGGCGUCACAGUGGCAGCUAAAGGAUAUUUUGACGCUCUGGUUAAACUGGGAGAGCUGGCCAGCGACAGUCAGGGCUCAAAAGAACUGGGCGACACGUUGUUCCAGAUGGCGGAGGUUCAUCGGCAGAUCCAGGUCCAGCUCGAGGACGUGCUGAAGUUGUUUCAUUCAGAGCUGCUGUCUCAGCUGGAGCAGAAACUGGAGCUAGACAUCAAGUAUCUCACCGGUACGCUGAAGAAAUACCAGAGUGAAAGGAAGUCAAAGGCGGAGUCGAUCGAGCGCUGUCAGUCACAGCUGAAGAAGCUGCGGAGGAAGAGUCAGGCCAGUCGACAUCCCAACAAAUAUGGAGACCGAGAGAUGCAGUAUGUAGAACUGAUGAGCCGUCGACAGGCUGAGCUGGACUCUCUGGUGGCGGUGGGCUACAGAUCUGCUCUGACAGAAGAAAGACGCCGCUACUGUUUUCUGGUGGACCGUCAGUGUUCAGUCACCAAGAUCCUCAUCAACUACCACUGCAAGGUGAGAGAGCUGUUGUCUCAGAAGCUGUCAUCAUGGCAGCAGUCCUGUGCUCAGCCCACUAAACUGCCGGAGCGGGCGCUGAACCUGCUACGCCACACUGCCCCCCAGAGCUCUGGAGGAGCGGGACUGGCGGAGGUGCUGCGAAACGCCAAACUGGGCAUCACACAGCCUGCAGAACAGAGGCUGUCAGUGCAGGAGGUUCCUCCUCUGUUAAACGGUGACAGCAGCAGCAGUCGCUCUCAGCAGCAGCAGCACUCUCAAUCUGACAGUCUUUCCCCUAGCAGCGCCUCUCAGCAGAAUGGACACGCCCACUCCAGCUCUACAGCAAGCCCUGCCCACUCCCAGCCAGCAGUGGGUGUGGUCAGCUCUGUAGGCCACACCUCAGGCUCCUCCCACAGCUCUCUGCAGGGCCUGACUCCGCCCCUCGCAGCACCUCACAGCCCUCCUCUGCCCCACAGUGCGCCUCUUUCCCGUGCGCUCACACCCGUCCCGUCUGCGGCUCCUCAUGCGGCGUCCGGCCUCGGUCUGCUGUACGGCACGUCCACCCUCCCACUGCCCAGGAGACAGAGCAGCGACGCACACACCUCUUUCUUGGGCUCCACUCUGCCUCGUGUUCUUCCUCUGUGUUCUCCGUGUCGUGUGGAGGCUAUGUUCGCUCACUCCUCUGAGUCCUGUGAUGGAGAUCCAGCCGGUGGAGGAGGUUCCUGUCUGCUGUCCUUCCAACCCGGAGACAUGCUGGGCCUGCUGAUCAGUGAACCCCGGGACGGCUGGCACUAUGGGCAGAACGAACGCACCGGACGAAAAGGCUGGUUUCCUUUCUCCUACACGCAGCCGUGCCCGAACACUACUGGACAUGACAUCAGUCCUGCUGUGCUCUCUAAGGUUAACAGCACCAGUAUGGGUCAGCUAGACAGGCUUCCUCCUGCCGGUCAGCAGCUGCAGGUCAGUCCAGACUCAGAGGACGAGCGCAGCAUCAUCUCCCAGCGGAUCAGCACCUUCAGGCCCAGACCCUACAGCAUGAUGAAUCCCGACACCGGCAGGACCAGUCCACGCCUGCGCUUCAAGGACAGGAUGUCCACUGAUUUUUCUCCUCCUCCUCCAUCCCCUACCAGGAUCAACCCGUUCGCUCAUAUUCAGCUCAGGAAGACGGUGACCAACGACCGCUCCGCUCCUCUGAUACAGUAAAGAUGAUCGGAUAAUUACUGCAAAGAUGCCUUGAUGAUCUACUAAACCUUCCAGAGGCAGGAUUUACACUUCUGCUGACAGAAACAGAGAAUUAGGUGCUGUUAAAUGUGUUAAGAUCAUUUAGGAGAUUGAGUGUAUGUUAGUUAUAUAUAGAGUUAAAGACAAGCUGAUAAGCCCUCUUGUAAAUUAAAAAACAUAGAUUUCUCAAGUGCAGUUUAACAAAGCAAGGAUUUUUUUCGGACUUUUUUCGCAAAUCU